Molecule: messenger RNA, 758 nt
Organism: Aedes albopictus (Asian tiger mosquito)
Lineage: Eukaryota; Metazoa; Arthropoda; Insecta; Diptera; Culicidae
Gene: tsu
Product: RNA-binding protein 8A
Exons: 1
Coding region: 142-639 (165 amino acids)
Biological process (GO): RNA splicing
Cellular component (GO): exon-exon junction complex; cytoplasm; nucleus
Molecular function (GO): mRNA binding
Source: RefSeq, a predicted model, not a curated record
GAGCUGUCAUCCCUCCGUCGUGCACCGCCACGGAAUCGCGAAAGUUUGCAAACAUCGGUGAAGAGAGCGCACGCAGCAGCAGAAGUAGAAAAGUGAAAUUUCGCAUCCAAUUUUCACCGUAAAUAAGGCAAACCUCGCACAAUGGCCGACGUGCUCGACAUCUACAACCACGAAGAGUUCGAAGUGGACGAAGACGGAGACCAGGGAAUCGCCCGGCUCAAGGAGAAAGCUCGCAAGCGAAAGGGACGCGGAUUCGGCAACGAAAGCAUCCCGCGUGAGGCGAUCGACUACGAACGGCUGCAGGACGACGAGGAGGAGGCCGAACCCGGCCCGCAGCGUUCCGUCGAGGGGUGGAUCCUGUUCGUGACAUCGAUUCACGAGGAAGCCCAGGAGGACGACAUACAGGAGAAAUUUUGUGAGUUUGGUGACAUCAAGAACAUCCACCUGAAUUUGGAUCGCCGGACCGGUUUCCUGAAGGGGUACGCUCUGGUUGAGUAUGAAACGUACAAGCAAGCGCUCGCUGCCAAGGAAGCACUAAAUGGAUCUGACAUUCUGGGACAAACCAUCGCCGUCGAUUGGUGCUUCGUAAAGGGCCCCAAGAAGCUAAAGAAAUCGUCUGGGGAACGCCGGCGAAGAUAGGUUUAAUUGGACGGCGAUUCAUAUUCAAUUUUCUUAAUUUAAUAAUCCAAACUCAAAUGUAAUGUGUAUUGAAACAGGAGACGUGUAAUAAAUUGAGUAUUACAUUCUAAUACUUCAAA